AUGUCUCUUCCGGGCUCCUUUUUACUAUCGUACUAUGUGGAAAGCUUUUUGGGUUCUCCACGGCCGUUGGUGGAUUGGUCAGGAGUGCCAACAAUUAUCUUAGUGGUCCUGGCAUUAGUGAUGGCAGCUACAGCGAUGAUAGUACGUCCUGGGGAUGUGAAGCGGCCCAUUAGACUCCCAGGGCCACCUGCACUUCCCAUAAUUGGCACAAGAUGGUUGUUCUGGAGUCGAUAUAAAUUGAAUAAGCUGCAUGAGGCUUAUGAAGAUAUGUUCAGGCGUUACGGGUUGGUGUUCGUGGAGGUGAUGCCAGGGGGCGCCACACUAGUUUCGAUUGCGGAGAGGGGCGCUUUGGAAGCUGUUCUACGGACCCCAUCCAGGAGGCCUUAUAGACCCCCGACAGAGAUCGUCCAAGUAUACAGAAGGAGUCGCCCAGACAGAUACGCCUCGACCGGGCUUGUUAAUGAGCAAGGGGAGAAAUGGCAUCACUUACGCCGCCAUCUAACUUCGGAACUGACGAGUCCACAGACUAUACAAGGAUUUAUUCCGCAGUUGAAUAAUAUCUGUGACGACUUCCUGGCACUUUUGAAGAAUUGCAGGCGAUCUGAUGGCACUGUACUGGGCUUUGAUCACCUCACAAAUAGAAUGGGGCUGGAAUCUGUUUGCGGGCUGAUGCUGGGCACAAGACUGGGCUUUCUAGAGCGGUGUAUGUCUGGUCGGGCUGCUACCCUCGCUGCUGUUGUCAAAGCUCACUUCAGGGCGCAGAGGGACUCGUACUACGGCGCCCCCUUGUGGAAGUUUGCGCCAACUACGCUUUACAAAACUUUCGUUAAGAGCGAGGAGACUAUACACUCGAUAGUAUCAGAGUUGAUGGAGGAAGCGAGAUCGCGGACCCGCGGUUCAUCACAAGACGACGGUAUGCAGGAGAUCUUCCUCAAGAUACUGGCCAACCCUGAACUAGACAUGAGGGACAAAAAAGCCGCCGUCAUCGAUUUUAUCACGGCUGGCAUUGAGACUCUCGCAAACAGUCUGGUGUUCCUUCUGUAUUUACUAAGUAGAAGACCAGAUUGGCAGCAAAGAAUUAGGUCGGAGCUACCAUCGUGCGGAGAUCUAGGCAUCGAGGAUUUGGUUUCAGCGCCAUCUAUCAAGGCGGCGACGAACGAAGCAUUCCGUGUCCUACCCACCGUACCGUUCUUGGCCCGUCUUCUUGAACAACCUAUGAAUAUUGCUGGACACAAUUUUCCUGCUGGUACAUUUAUCCUCGCGCAUACGGUGACAGCUUGCAAGCGGGAAGAAAACUUCUGGCGCGCUGGUGAAUACCUACCUGAGAGGUGGAUCAAUGUAAGAGAACCGCACGCAGCUUCUCUCGUGGCACCAUUCGGCCGAGGCAAGCGCAUGUGUCCGGGAAAGAGAUUUGUAGAAAUGGAGUUACAUUUGUUGGUCGCUAAGAUCAUACAGCAGUGGCGAGUAGAAUUUGACGGCGAAAUCGACGUCCAGUUUGAUUUUCUACUAUCACCAAAGUCCCCAGUAUCCCUACGACUAGUCGAAUGGUAG
This is a messenger RNA of Leptosia nina, 1551 nucleotides long. The record is from the annotation of a GenBank genome assembly. NCBI's taxonomy places the organism in Eukaryota, Metazoa, Arthropoda, Insecta, Lepidoptera, Pieridae.